AUCAUAAAUAUAGAGUGUUUGUUUUGAACUCUACUCGCUACUCGCUACGCCCCCCUUCCGCCCUAAAGUCGUAUAAGCUAUUAGAAUUUAGAAGUCAGUCUGUCGCGGCGAGACGCAGAGCUAUACGCUCAAUCAAAGCAAGGGUUCAUUAUUGAUCCGUUUCUAGGGUUUUUCGUCUCUUCAGCUCUUUCUCUGCCUCUUUCCUCUUAUUCCAUCGAUCGAAAAGUUAGAACGACAGCGAGGUCAGUCAAUCAUUUCAUUCUUUGUUCUAUGAUUUUUAUCCAACAAUCAAUCCUCGAACCUUCACCAGGACAAAGAACCUCGAUUGGAACCCGUGAUCUUUCUUUCAUUUUUUCCUCCCAUUUCUUUCUCUGUUUCUUGUCAUGCGAUUUUCGCAGUCAUCGACCGGUUCUCCAGCGGAGGGUCGUGCGCAAACAAGUCCUUCUUUAUUGCCCCAGUCUCGGCAUUUUAGGUCCGGGCGGGAGCACUCGCGAGCUCGGAAGAAACAUAAGAGACUGGACGCUAUAUGCGAAAAGGAGUACAAUCGCCACCGUGUCAUUGAAGCCGAGACGAAUGAGGUGAAUGCUGAAGGAGCCCCGGGGAAUGUUGAUGCGGAGCUUCGUAGGAGUUCUCGCGUUAGGAGAGCGCCGGUGUUACUUGAUGUGUCUCCACCGCCUGUGAAGAAACGACGCAAAAUUCAUAAAGGUGGAGGCAGUCAGACCAAGAAGAAUGAGACGUCUGGUAAUAGGAAACAGGGGAAGGAUUGUUCGGAGCAGCCUUCGCCCGUUCCUAAUUCUGAAGAUUUGGAGCAACCAGAUAGCUGGAAAUCAAGGCUUAGGUCUAGGGCAAAAAAUGUUUAUUUUUCUCCGAAGGAAAAGGAUGCUUCUCCCCUUAGUAAGAGGAGGCUUUUUGAUGAACCGGAAGAGUCUAAAGUUGAAGAAAAGGUUGGAGGUGGAGAAUCAAAUAAUAAUAAAGAAGGAUUACAAGGUGCCAAGUCCCCCGUCGCUAAGUCGAAGAAGCCUGGCAAGGCCAAGGGGUCGAUGUGUCCCGUAAAUGAGGAUCAAGCAACUGUCUCCUGUAAGAGCAAGGAAAAUUCCAAUGAGGAGAACGUGGAGAAGAGGUUGCCAGACAUGAAUCAGGAAGGUGCCUCGCGAGUUGAAAUCGUGAUGGAGGCUGGAGAUGAGACAAUUGUAGAUGAUAGUUCCACUCAGGUAACCGAGAAAGACGGAGACGAGGUUAUUACUUGUAUGCAGUUAGACAAGGAGGGUGACGACAGAAAGGAUUUAGAGACUGUGGAGCAAUGCGUGGAACAGCUGGAACAGCCAGGGUGUGAAAAGGAAGGAGGAAACUCGAAGGAUGCAAUGUCUGCGGAUGCAGCUCCCACAGACCCACCAGAGAGCGUGGAUUGUCAUCCCUCCAAGGAUGCCUGCCCGAGCAAGUCUGAUAACAAACCUUCAGAAGAUGUGAAUGUUGAACGGGUGGCCAAGUCAAGCCUCUAUUCAACUGAGACAUUUGACAAGCCACGCUUUACUGAAGGACGAAGGUGUGGCUUGUGUGGUGGUGGAAUUGAUGGGAAACCCCCAAAGAAGUUGGUCCCAGGUUCCAAUGAGAGUGAUAAUGAGGCAUAUGGUGGGGCAUCUGCUUCAGAGGAGCCUAACUAUGACAUAUGGGAUGGAUUUGGUGAUGAACCUGGCUGGCUUGGGCGACUCCUGGGCCCUAUACAUGAUCGAUAUGGUAUCGCUGGUGUUUGGGUUCAUCAACACUGUGCAGUAUGGAGUCCAGAGGUCUAUUUUGCUGGUCUGGGACGCCUGAAAAAUGUUAGAGCAGCACUUUUCAGGGGAAGAGUUUUGAAAUGUAGUCGCUGUGGGAGACCAGGAGCAACUAUUGGGUGCCGUGUUGAUCGGUGUCCAAAAACUUAUCACUUGCCUUGUGCACGAUCUGAUGGUUGCAUUUUUGAUCAUCGCAAAUUUCUAAUAGCCUGCACUGAUCAUAGGCAUCUUUUCCAACCUUAUGGAAAUCAAUAUUUGCACCGGAUGAAAAAAAUGAAACUUAGGAAGAUGAAGUUGGAACUGCGAAAACAGUCUCAUGAUGCUUGGAGGAAGGAUUUUGAGGCAGAAGAAAAGUGGUUGGAGAACUGUGGUGAGGAUGAAGAGUUCGUGAAACGUGAGGGGAAGAGGCUUCAUCGAGAUCUCUUGAGAAUUGCACCUGUAUAUAUAGGAGGUUCUUCAUCUGAAAGUGAGAAACUAUAUCAAGGUUGGGAAUCUGUAGCUGGACUUCAGAAUGUUAUCCAAUGCUUGAAGGAAGUUGUCAUAUUACCUCUUUUAUAUCCUGAAUUCUUUAGUAACCUGGGACUGACUCCUCCUAGAGGGGUUCUUUUACAUGGAUAUCCUGGGACUGGUAAAACUCUUGUGGUGCGGGCAUUGAUUGGCUCAUGUGCUCGUGGUGAUAAACAAAUAGCUUAUUUUGCCCGUAAAGGUGCGGAUUGUUUAGGAAAAUAUGUUGGUGAUGCUGAGCGCCAGCUAAGACUCUUAUUUCAGGUUGCUGAGAGAUCUCAGCCAUCUAUAAUAUUCUUUGAUGAGAUUGAUGGUUUAGCUCCGCGUCGCACAAGGCAGCAGGAUCAAACACAUAGUUCUGUUGUUUCAACUUUACUUGCCCUACUGGAUGGUCUCAAAUCCCGAGGUUCAGUUAUAGUUAUAGGUGCAACUAAUCGUCCUGAUGCUGUUGAUCCUGCCUUGAGACGGCCUGGGAGAUUUGAUAGGGAAAUUUACUUUCCUCUGCCAUCAAUGAAGGAUAGGGCUGCUAUUCUGUCACUCCAUACUCAAAGAUGGCCAAAAUCAGUAUCGGGAUCAUUGCUUAAGUGGGUUGCAAGACAAACUACAGGAUUUGCUGGUGCAGAUCUGCAGGCACUUUGUACCCAAGCAGCCAUGAAUGCUCUGAAACGAAAUUGUGCCUUGCAAGAUAUUCUUUUGUCGGCUGAAAAGAAGAUUGAUAAUGGUAACCGGCUUCCUCUUCCUUCUUUUGUUGUGGAGGAAAGAGAUUGGUUAAGUGCUCUUGAAUGUUCACCUCCUCCAUGCUCCCGCAGAGAAGCAGGAAUGGCUGUAAACGAUGUAGUUUCCUCUCCUCUUUAUACCCAUCUUAUUCCUUGCCUGUUGCAACCACUAUCAUAUCUGCUUGUGUCACUUUAUCUUGAUGAACGCAUUAAUUUACCUCCUUGCCUUUCUAAAGCUGUGAUGUCAAUUAAAGGUAUUGUUUUUUCUGCUUUGGAAAAGAGGAAGUUACCUGGUUUUUGCUGGCGAUCCUGUCUUCAUGAUUUAAUUUGGGAAGAAGAUAUUGCAAGGGAGAUAGAGAGAAAUCUUUCUUGUGCUGGCCUUUUAAUUGGGGUGUCUAAUCUUUCUAAUUCUACUGCAUUAAAUGGGGAGAGUGAUGAUGAUAAUGAGACAGUUGAACUCUGUGCCAGUUCUCAUCUUGGUUUGCAGAAUGCAUCAUAUUCAUCAAGAAUGGGAAUAACAGGAUUCCGCAUUUUGAUUGCUGGAGGUCCUGGAUCUGGCCAAAGGCAUCUUGCUUCAUGUCUUCUCCAUGGUUUUGCGGGGGAUGUUGAAAUUCAGAAGGUUAAUCUGGCUACCAUGUCACAAGAAGGUCAUGGAGAUAUGGUUCAAGGCUUAACACAGAUAUUAUUGAGAUGUGCGAGUAUUGGGUCAUGUAUAAUCUACAUGCCCCGACUUGAUUCAUGGGCAAUGGAGACAGACCACCAAGUUUUUGAGGAGGAGAAUGAUUCAGAGAGUGAUUCCUGUCGAAGGACAUAUGAAGCAGCUGCCUCACAAGCAUGGAAUUCCUUUGUUGAGCAGGUGGAUUCCAUGUUUUCAUCAUCGUCCUUGAUGAUUUUGGCUACUUCUGAGGUGUCAAUUCAAGAUCUCCCUCCUAGAAUAGGGCAGUUUUUCACCAGUGAUAUAUUGAACUGUAAUGAUCAAGUUCUCUCAGAACACACAAUACCACGAUUUGUGGUGGAGGUUGAUGGGAUUUUCAAUCGAGAUACUGUAAUCAAUUCAUCAGUAGCAGAAUUAUCAUGUGGUUUAGUUCAACAAUAUGUUCAGUUGGUUCAUCACAGAGUACAUCUUUGCAGUAUGUCUAAGCAACAUGCAAUUUUUGACACAAAUAAAGAGAACAUAAGUUUGAACACAGAUAAUGGAGCAUCUAAUGAUCGAAUUAAGAUUCAAGUCACUUCUGUAAAGGCUUCUAAUGGCAAUGCUUCUUCUAGUGGCCAUCAAAUCCUUCAAUAUAGAAGUGGGGAUAAGCAACAGCCUCUGCUGAAAACUAAUGGCCAUCCAGAAGAUGAGAUGCAGUUUGGUCCUCAAGAUUCUGUUCCCAGGAUUCCACUGAACAGUAGGACUCUGAAGGGGAAAUCUAGUUUGCUGGUAGCAAUAUCAACAUUUGGGUAUCAGAUUCUGCGAUAUCCUCAUUUUGCUGAACUCUGUUGGGUCACAUCAAAAUUGAAAGAAGGUCCCUGUGCAGACAUAAAUGGACCUUGGAAGGGCUGGCCAUUUAAUUCUUGUAUCAUUCGUCCCAAUAACUUGUUAGAAAAGGUAUCUGUUGGAGGUAACUCCAGCAGUCUUAAAAACAAAGAAAAUUUUGGUUUAGUUAGGGGUCUAAUAGCAAUUGGCUUGUUGGCAUACAAGGGUGUCUACUCAUCAGUUAGAGAAGUUUCUUUUGAAGUUCGAAAGGUUCUGGAGCUUUUAGUUGGUCAGGUUAAUUCCAAAAUUCAAGGUGGGAAAGAUAGGUAUCGGUUUAUUCGUCUUCUAUCACAAGUGGCUUACUUAGAUGAUAUGGUCAACAGCUGGGCAUACAUGUUACAGAGUUUAGAAGACGGUCAAAUUUCAGUUUCAAAUCCUAGGCCAGCAACAAUGGGCCUCUCAAAUGAUCAAGAUACAUCGGUUGAUUGCCUGAAUGGGGAUGAUGCAUGCAAGCAAAAUCUUUCUAGCAAAAGUUGCAUUGAAGUAGAAGUGAAGGAAGAUAAUCCCUGGAAACUUGUGGCUGACAAGAUUGAGUGUGCUGGUUUCAAAGAGAUCAAUAAGGGGAUUGUUAAUCCUGGUUUGGUUAAUAGUGAAGUUAUUCCAAUCUCUGGAGAAGCAUCUCCUCAAAAGAUGGUCUUACCUGGUCAUUCUUCUGCUGGAAUACCUAAAGAAUCUAAUCCAUUGGUCAGUGUAAGCGUGGUGCAUGAACAGUCUAAGGUUGAUCAUACUGAACAUUGUAGCUCAGGAGAUCUUGUGGACAAUGCAAGGUUAUGUGGAGAUUCCUUGAAAAAGUCCAAUGGCUUGGUAGCAGAACCUGUUCUUUCUUCUGAGGAAGGUGUCUGGAUGGAUGAUGCCAGCAAGCAGUGUAAUGGUUCUUUGAUGCCAGAGCUUGGUCAUUCAUCUGAGGACAGUGAAUGUAAACCUGAUGAACCUACUUUGGAUAUCAACUCCACUUUAGACAAAGCCCACAAUCUUUCAACUGCUUCUGGAAUUUCAUGUUUGUACGAAUGUUGCCCUGAAUGCAUCCAUUCUAUCCAUUCUUGGGUUCAAAAUGUUCUUAUCCAUGAGCAGGAGUCAUAUGGAAGCUGCUGGACUGUAGAGGAUGUUCACAAUGUUGUUGUGUCUUUGUCUGCGAAUCUCUUUUCAACAGUUAGAAAAUUUUAUUUUGAUGAAAGUGUCAGCACUUCAGAGAAGUUUGAGAAGACACUGAGACAUGAUUGCCAUGAGCACCAGGCUGUGGAUGCUAUCAAGCUUAAGAAAUCAUUUUGUCAGUGCAUAAGUUCAGGAAAUAGGGUAAUCAUGCCAAUGGAGUGUAUUUGUCACUCAAGAAGCAGGGAUGUUACUGCAAUAACAAAUGCCUGUACAAAUUCUCAGUUUGGGCUAAAUUUAAAAUUCUUCUUCAGAGAUAGUGUACUUGUCCCUGUGGAUCCUGACAAGGAUGUUUUAUUUCACUGUAAAUUUCAGAAUUUGUGCCUUUGUUCUCUUAUAGAGUCAAUAUCAAUGAGCAAGAGCCCUUUGGGUUGAUGAAAUACUGUCAUUUUCAAUUAGGUUAUUCAUGGUAUUGUUUGGUGCUAUGACAAAUCAAGUAUUUGACUUCCAUUGGGAGAUGUAUAGAAAAAUUUUUGCUGUCUUCUAUUUAA
Nelumbo nucifera (sacred lotus) is the source of this 6148-nucleotide messenger RNA. RefSeq names its product P-loop containing nucleoside triphosphate hydrolases superfamily protein. Gene Ontology annotation, molecular function: ATP hydrolysis activity; histone binding; ATP binding. The record is from RefSeq and is a predicted model, not a curated record. Gene Ontology annotation, cellular component: nucleus. Lineage: Eukaryota; Viridiplantae; Streptophyta; Magnoliopsida; Proteales; Nelumbonaceae. Gene Ontology annotation, biological process: nucleosome disassembly; transcription initiation-coupled chromatin remodeling; nucleosome assembly.